Aspergillus homomorphus CBS 101889 is the source of this 612-nucleotide messenger RNA. RefSeq lists its product as uncharacterized. The record is from RefSeq and is a predicted model, not a curated record. Lineage: Eukaryota; Fungi; Ascomycota; Eurotiomycetes; Eurotiales; Aspergillaceae. The transcript has a single exon. The coding region runs from base 1 to 564 and encodes 187 amino acids.
AUGCCUGUAGCCCGGCCUCCCCCGAAAAACGCGCACAAGCACCUGUCAGCGCCUUACCCAUCUGCCAACCCAGCUUCCAAUCAACAUGCUCAGGCGGUGGUUCCCGAAAGCACCGGGGACAACCUCAGAUCAGGCUCCCACGUGAAUGAAAAAGCGCAGGGUCAUGUCAGCCAAACCGCAGCUCGCUCCUGGGUCGCCGCCGCCCGCGAGAUCCUGAAAGCCGGCGACACUGCGCAGAAGCAGGAAUACGGCGAGCAGGCCGCUCAUCAGACCCAGAUUCAGCACAUUCAUCUCAAGCUUGAAAAUCUCGCUCUGGAGACCAAGGAACUGGUGACCAGUCUGGACCAGUUGACCAGGGAUAUCAAGCGUCAGAGAGCCAAGCUGGAGCGGCUGUGUAAGGAUUUGAAGAUGGCGAAUACCGAGAUCUCGCCGAAGACCUACAAUGCUGUGUGGAAGGCUUAUCGGGCUGCUGUCUAUGCUUUGCUUGAUGCGCAUAAAGAUGAUGAGGAGGGAUGUGCUAUGGUCAAGAAGGAGUUAGAAGCGUUGGAUGAUGUCCACCAUUAGGUGGAUGAGGAUGGGAUUACGAAUCGUGCAGUUGGAGAUGCUUUCAUC